This is a messenger RNA of Xenia sp. Carnegie-2017, 2294 nucleotides long. Its product is annotated as monocarboxylate transporter 10-like. Gene Ontology annotation, biological process: transmembrane transport. Lineage: Eukaryota; Metazoa; Cnidaria; Anthozoa; Malacalcyonacea; Xeniidae. The coding region runs from base 318 to 1700 and encodes 460 amino acids. Gene Ontology annotation, molecular function: monocarboxylic acid transmembrane transporter activity. The transcript is spliced from 4 exons. The record is from RefSeq and is a predicted model, not a curated record.
GUUUCUCUGAGCAGGUGACGGUUGCUAUAUUGUGAAAUAUCAUGUUGAAAUCAAUCGGCAAUCGGCGUAAACAAUGCGAUUUUUAGAAGUUGUAUGACUCUCACGCUGCGAGCACAUUCGCAUUCUUGCCCGUAUCUCGAAUUUCCUUUCGACAUAGGAAAGCAAAAUACGAAAGCUAUUCUCCUUUAAUUUGCGUCGUUUCUUGCGUUCUGCGUGACGUGAAAUGAUGUAAAUGCAAUGCUGACGUAAAUACCGUACCGUAAAGAAGGAAAGAAACUUUUAAAGUUUCACCUUUCGACCACACAUUGUAACUUACCAUGUAUUGUGGGCCAUCGCAAGUUGUUCAAGACGGAUGCUGGGCCUGGCUUUCACUUAUCGCUGCGGCAAUGGUCCAAUUCAUUGUCAUGGGAAUACAUAAUUCUUUUGGAAUUAUGAAUGUGUUUAUCCUAAAAACUCGAAAAUGGGAUGCAAGCACUUCAGCACUCAUCGGUUCCUUUGCCCUUGGCUUGAACUUUUUAAUAAGUCCUAUUGCAACACAACUAUGCGAGUCAUAUAAUCCCAAAAAGGUUACAAUUCUCGGAGGAGUUUUAUCUGUUGUUGGUCUGUUUGGGACAUCGAUGGUCGACAAACCGAUACCCAUGUUGCUAUGUUACUCGGUUGUUUGGGGAACCGGAUCAAGUUUAUGUUAUGCCUCUAGUUUUGUCGUUGUUGGCAAGCUUUUUCGAACUCAUUUGGCCUUUGCCAUGGGUUUUGCGACUGCAGGCAGUGGUAUCGGUGGUAUGGCCAUGCCACCUUCUAUUCAACACAUAUUAUACAAGCUUGAUUGGAAGGCUACCUUUCUAAUAUUGGCAGUUCUCGCAUCCAUUCUCAUUUUUGCGGCUCUCGCCUACCGAGAACCCAUUUUAGGGCCAAACGAUUUGUCUUUAAAUAGGACAUCUUGGCGAAAAUUAUUUGAUUGCUCUCUAUGGUGUAUUCCAGCCUUCACCAUACUGACUAUAUCCCUGGUCAUUUUUAAUUUUGGUUACUAUGUACCGAUAAUUCACAUGGCAAAAUACGCGACGGAUCAUGAUAUAAGUGAAACAAAGUCGUCAUGGCUACUCAGUUUCAUGUCGGCGUCUUCCGUUGUAGCGAGACUACUAUUUGGCAAGCUAGCAGAUCAUCCCCGAGUAAACAAAUUUGUGAUAUUUCAUUGUUGUCUUUGCGUUAUGGGUUUAUCAACAACAUUGUUUCCGCUGGUCAAAUUAAAAUACGCAAAUUUCGUUAUGUACAUGGUAAUAUUUGGUACGUGUGAAGGCUGCAUCGUUGGUACAGUUUCCACACUUGUUGCUCAUGUAGUGGGAAGGCAAAGAAUUUCACCAGCGAUUGGUUUGCUGUUCUUCUCAGUUGCUCUUCCACUCACAGCUGGUCCAUUAAUUGCAGGUUGGCUUUACUCAAAGACACGUGGUUACGAGAAGGUAUUUUACCUAUCUGGGAGCACCAGUCUUUUUUCGUUUCUUGUAUUUUGCCUUCUUUAUUUUCUAACACAAACAUCAAACAAGAAUUCCGUUCAUAAUGACGCUGACAUUGAAUUGGCGAAUGUUGAAGAUGAUGACGCAACAGAAAAUAUGUUACUUCAUCUUCGUGGAGAAAAUGGUGAUGCUCAACCACAUUCCUCGAUGACAACAUGUAAUGGCUUGCCUGUCCGUGAAACAAGAUUAUGACGUUGUCAUUGUUCAGAUAUUUAAUCAAACGCAUGUGAGAUGGACGAGUUUAAUGUAUGACAUGAAUACAAAGGAGAUUUCGUCACUACAGUUAGCAAUUUUGUUCGAGGAUAAUGAAUCUUCGGAAACUAUCGGUUUUCAAACUUGUUGCGUGAUUGGCUCAUAUACAAACAAACUAAAAAUCAGCUUCUUUCAAGUAUUCUGCCGAACCUUUACAGCUUGCCGUGGAUUUGCACUUGACUUAUAUUAGCUCACGACGCGUCAAUGAAAUCAAUUAGGAUUCUAAAUAAACAUAUAUACGAUAGAGGACCUUCAACAAACAUGUAUUGGACUCAAUAGAGAAGAUAAGAACCGUGAAUAAAUUAGAAUUUGUAAAUAAAGAUACGAUAGUGGACCUUAGACAAACAUAUUUUGGACGGAGUUAGAAAAGAUAAGACCCAAUCAAUAAAUCAAUUAGGAUUCUAAAUAAACGUAUAUACGAUAGAGGACCUUCAACAAACAUGUAUUGGACUCAAUAGAGAAAAUAAGACCCAUCUAAUAAGAUACGUAUAAAAGUACAAACAUUUUCGUUGAAGACGAUAAAAAUUCCUUGUC